AUGCGAAACCGAUUCCUCGCCGCCGACUACUUCACCGCCGGCGGCUCUGUUCAGACCUUAGACUUCAUCCGCCUCCCUCUCCCUCACCUCCCGCCGCCAAAUAAUCUCUCAUUCUCCCAACAUUUUCUCCACUCCUUCCAUGACAUUCCCGUUUUCAGCAUUACUUGCGAAAUCGAAAAGCUUCCUAUCGAUCACGCUCGCUCCAAGUUAUUUUCCGACGUCCUUCCUCAUGUCAUUGAUGAAGUUAAUUUCUCGGGACAUGAGAUCGGUAGUACGAAAGGAAAUCGUACGGUUUUAAUUUCCGAGGAUGAUUUUACACCUGAUCAUGGGGGUAGGAGUAUUAUUGAAAUUACACAAUUUGAAAUUCCAGAGAUGGACCUCUCCCUGCUUCAAUUGGAAAGUGCUAUCCAAUCCCAGGUGGAGGACUUGGAUAUUCUCUCCCAGAGUUCAGUUGCUGAGUGUACUAUGGAUAUGCCCACUUCUGACCUCAGUUUACCUAAUCUUCUUGAGAUUCAACAAUCAGUUUAUUCAGUCGACGACAUCAGCUUAGAAUACUCUAUGAAACAGAAGGCUGAUUUUUUGGAAGAUGUUGGUUCCUUUGAAGGAGAGCUUCAUCUUCAUAAUAUUCACUUUCCCCCUUUUGAAGUGGACGAGGAAAGUCUGGGUAUUGUCAGAAGUAUACAUAUGGAGGAUGAGCUUCUAGAUUUUGAAAAUAUUGAACCUCAGCAUUUGACAGAACUAGAUGUAGUAUUGAGUGACGGCAAGGAGCUUUUGAGUUCUGUAGAGUUUGACUUAAAUAAAUAUCUAUCAGAGCAUUGUUUAGCAGUACAGUGCCCUGAAGUUGAGUUGCACUGCUCAAAUUUCUCAUCACAAAUGGACUACUUAAGUGUUGUAGAACAACCACAUUAUGAGGAGUACUCAACAUUCCAUCAAGGGAAAGCAGGUGGCGAUAUAAUUGGAUCAGUGAACCUGUGUCUAUUUGAAGAGUUCCAAUUCUUUGAUCAGGAUCCAUCUUAUUCUUGUGAGUUCUUCUCAGAUGCAGCCAAAGAGGUUGAAGAAGAACCAUGUGAAUUCAUGUUUGGAGAAAAUAUGAACUUUAUGAAUUUUGGUGAAUUGAUUGUUUGUCACGAACUUACUCUUAUGGAUGACUCUUUCAAAUCAUUACCCGUGCCUAUUAUUUCUGGCCAUGAAAAUAUUAGGUCAUUGCAUUUAAUGAUUGAGCAAAUAUUAGCCCAGGUGGAGUCACAGUCUUCAUCAACAUCUGAUGGUCUAUAUUUAGAUUGGCAUUUUCUUGAAGAAGACAACUUCGGUAAAUAUUCUUCUUUUAGGGAAAUGCCGUGGGAGAUAGAUACUUACAAGAUAGAUGCUUCUAAUUACUUGAUGGAUAGUACGAAACAGAUCUAUGAUUUUAUUCUCUCUAUGGAUUGUUCUGACAAACCAAACACAGAAGACUGCAAGGAAAUGCUGAACUUACCUUCUGCUGUUGUUUCUAUGUUUCAUACUUCUGUUGAUGAAAAAAAUUCUGACAGUUGGCAUAAUCAUGGAGACAGAAAAAGGUUAAACGGAGACUUGUUACUGGAAACCGGCAUUGAGAGAGUUCCUUCGUUUGUUGAAUCCAUGUCUAGCGAUCUUGAAUUUUUCUUAAAUCCCCGUAAUUAUGUCACAGGAAAAGAAAGUAAGCCUGCAGAUAAGUCAGUUGAUAUUAUUACAACGUAUCCACUGAUUUUUUCCAAUGAUGAUUCUGUUAGUAAUGCUACCACUAUGGUUCAACAGCAGUGGAAUGUCAGGUUGCACCGAGUACAGUUAUCUGAAAAUAUUCUAUUGCUCAUUGAUAAUUUUUGUAAAGUCUUCUUGGCCCUACUGGAGAACGACACAGAGUUGAGACAGAGUCAGAGUCUAGGUCAAGUUGGUGAGGACCUGACCGUACUUUGGCUUCCUAAAGAAGAACUUAUGGACCUUCUUAAGAAAAGAAGUGCACCAAGUACUUAUUCAGCUCACAACGAUGAUAAUAUUAUGUUGUUGAUGAUGUUAUGUGCAAUUAAACAGAUGGCUUUCUACCUCUGUUACUAUGGAAUCCACGCCACAUAUCUAUAUGUAGACAGGUUGUGCAGAAACCUGCAGUGCUUGAAAUCCAGAUUAAGUUGUCUGUAUAACUUGAUAAAAAAUGCGAAUGAGAGGGCUGAGAAAGAAAUAUGUGAAAACCAUCCUUCCCUUUCUGUUGUGCAUGAAAUUUUGCAGACAAAUUUAAGCAGCGGUAGUUUGAAAAUAUUAAUUGUUGCUGACCGAGUUUUCUGGUGGCCAUUGAAGAGACUGUUGACAUCCAUGAAGAUUUCAUGUAAUGAGCUACACCAUUUUUCUGCCCAUGCAAGUCAACAGGGCCGUGAGUUCACAAACACCAUACUAAAUUCUAUGCUUUCCACGGAUUCUUGUUUGGUAUCCUAUGAAUAUGUUUCUGCAUCAUUCCCCUUCCACGAAUUUGGCUUUGUCUUGGAAUAUGGAGGCUCAAAUGGAUCGUCUAUAAUAUCCACCAUCUGCCCAAAGUUAGAUCAGUUGCCCCCUCUUUAUUUUCUCAAGGUGGAAUUGGAGGACUCGAGUGUUUCCAAAGCGCUUUCCUGUGGCGCUUACAUAUCCAAGAAUAGUGAAUUUAAGAUGGCAAGUAUCUUUUCUGUUCGAUCACGUUUCAUAGUUUUAUCAUGUUUCCAGGAUGCAGGUAUUCAUUCUACCUCAGCUCAAAAUGAGAGUAAAAAUAAGUUGGAAGACCUAUUAAACUUUGUACCUAUUGAGGAGACCUACAACAAGGGACUAGUCAAAGAUGUAAAUGAAGAUGAGGUCUGCUCAGUGAUGCCUGUUAAAUCCUUGCCAGUGGCUAUGGAAUCAAAAGAAAUUAACUUGGGCAAGCCCUUUCCUCACGAUAUUGUCAUAAUUGUGAACACCCAAAAUUUCGACAAAGAAAUGGUCAUAUCUCGGAGAAGAACAUACCAGAGGAUCCUGGCACUAGAGAAAGAAGGAGCACAAGUUGUAGAACGCGAUAUAGAUCUACCUGUUGAUAUUAUAGUUAGUGCUGCCACUUGCUUGGCGUGGUAUGACUGCAGAAACAUUGGAAAGAAAGCUUCUGCUCCAGAUGAGGCCUUUUCAUGCUUGCCUUUGUGCAUUGAAAGUAUUGCAGAAAGUACUUUAACGUCACUGAGUUUUGCUUUUAGUUGCUGCAUCCUGAUUUUUGAGGGAGAAGGCAGUUUUCUAUCUGGAAUUAUGGAAUCAUCAGAUGAACUCUAUGCUGCAGCAGCUAGCUUAGGAAUCGAUAUACAGCUCUUCUUCUCAUUUUCGUCCGAUAUGACGAACGAAAUUAUAUUAUCCUGCAUUGAGGUUGGGACAAAGUCACAUAGGGGAUUAUGCCCUAAAAUGUCCGACUCAGAAAGUCUAGCGGAAUCCUUCCUCACUGCAUUUCCUUCAAUUAAUCCUCUCUCAGCUCAUGGUAUACUGUCUUCAGGGAGCACACUAGUUGAGUUUCUAGAUUUGUCAGAUAAGGAUAGAACUCGUGCUCUUCAAAAAUUUAACGUUCCCGAUGAAAGCAUUGCUUUGCUAAAUGCAACAAGCAGAUACGGAGUGCGGGAGGAUUCGAAAUCUGGAAUGACAGACUGUUCCUCUUCAGUAUCUUCAGCUCCCGACUCCGAGACUGCUCAAUUCAGGAGUGCGUCUGAUAGGAAGAAACUAAAAUAUACUCGCAAUCUUUAUGAUGCCAGUGAGCCUCCAAAUGACUUGUUUCAUAUGGAUCCAUUAAAGCUAUUUUCAGACGACUUACUCCAUCCUCCCAAAGCAUCGACUUCACGUGAUUCUUGGUUGUCAGGAAGUACCGAGAAAUUUGAUGAGUCCGGGAAGUCCAGUUUAUCUUUUGAUGACAAACUGUUUCGUAAUAGCCAGGGAUUAGAUGUCGAUACAAUGAUGAAAUCAUCCACCGUGUCAAAAUUUCAUGAUUUUCCAAAUGCAAAAGAUCUUGAAAUAUUAGCUGAGAUAGAGAAGCCCACAAUGGCUGAGAUUGGUGUAAAUUAUGAUCCAAGAAGCAGAUCAGGUAAAUCUACAACGAUCAACUUUAGUAGAAAAAAUACCGAGGCAUGUGGAUAUCUACAGGAAAAUUUGAUUGGUGAAGUUAUUGACAUUGAUGAUACUCCAACAUUUAGGAAUUACAUUGACUGUUCACCAUUUAUGCUUGAUGGGGAGAAAGAUUAUGCAGCAAGAUUGUGUAAACCACCUUCAGGAGUAACCAAAGUUCCUGUUUUUACAGAUCCUGUUGAAAUUGAUUCUGCCUCAGGUGCCUGGGUUUCUAUUAGGGACAGUAGACAAAGUUCAAGGGGAGAAAUUGGGGAACGUUUUGAUGCAGUUGAAAAUAACAAAAUUUCAUUGAAGUGCCAGAAAAGGCUCUUUCACGAUGAUGUGACAGAAACAAACUCACAAAAUUCCUACAAAAUAUCUUUCCAAGAAAAGGGUCCUCGAAACUAUGGUGGAACACCGCUCUCUAAUGCUCUUCGCUCCACUGAGCCUCAACAAGGAUCGCCCUGGACGAUUGAGUUUCUAAACAGAAUCAGGGAAAAGAGUAGAUUGCGACAGCAGUCUCCUCCAUGCAACUUAUCCUCCCCUCGGUUUAAUUACUCUAGGAAUGCUUCAAAGGUUACUAAAAGGAAGAGUCCAUCUAUUCUUGAAUUUUAUAAGUACCAAGGAGGUAGUGCCUCAGAGAAAAUAGUUGAAGAAAAGAGACAAAAGAGAUCUUCACAACAAUCAAAUUCAUCAAAGAACAAGAAGGGUUCAGCUUCCUGCCAUUCAUCACUGACUCCAAUCGAUAAGAGAGCAAGUCGGACGCUAUCUUUUGCAACAAAUGGAAAUGGAGGGCAAAAAGCUUUGAACUCAUUGCUUACUGCUGCUUUUGGCCUCCAAUCAGGACGCUGUGUACUCUCCCUCUCCCUCUCUCUUGAUCAUAAUCAUUGUUUAUACAUUGCCAUUAUCACCUGGGCAAGCAUGACGGCCCUUGUUACUACUGCUGAAGUUUGUGAUGCAAAUCCACAGCUUAACGCGAGUGGUGAGCUCCGGGCCCUCCAGACAGUUUUCCAGAUAUAUGGAAGGCGCCAAGAGUUAUGUGGACCAAUCGUAACAGGAUGUGGAUGA
Messenger RNA from Fraxinus pennsylvanica, 5154 nucleotides. The record is from the annotation of a GenBank genome assembly. NCBI's taxonomy places the organism in Eukaryota, Viridiplantae, Streptophyta, Magnoliopsida, Lamiales, Oleaceae.